AUGAUCCAACCAAGACGAGUUAUCUUCUGGAUUUUCUGCCUCUUAUUGCUUACCACUGUCAAGGGUCAAUACAACUCCGAAGAAGACAUCGACCGAAGGGGACCCCUACAGGCGUUGCGAGAAAAGUUUGAUGAAUUGCCCAGUGGAGCCAAGGUGGCAACAUCGGCGGGGGCUGGAUUUGUCACGUCUCGUGUAGCUCUCAAGACUUUUGUCAGUGCGGCAAAAGUGGCGGGAGCUGCCUUUAUUGCCACCGAAGUCCUGUCCGUCUCUGGAGUUCUGGACAACAUGCCUGACUUUCUGGAAGAUCAAGUCCAAUCCGCCAAAAAUGUCAAGGAUCGAUGCCUCAUGGAAGCCAAUAAGUUGCGCAAGGGGUUUCGGGAGACUCUGCAAAAAGAAAAACUAGCUGGUCUGGGAUUUGCCUGUGGUGCCUUCGUGGGAAUGGCGGUGUAG
Molecule: messenger RNA, 450 nt
Organism: Seminavis robusta
Lineage: Eukaryota; Bacillariophyta; Bacillariophyceae; Naviculales; Naviculaceae
Source: the annotation of a GenBank genome assembly